Molecule: messenger RNA, 1181 nt
Organism: Cuscuta epithymum
Lineage: Eukaryota; Viridiplantae; Streptophyta; Magnoliopsida; Solanales; Convolvulaceae
Source: the annotation of a GenBank genome assembly
CGACCUCAUAACACCAACAGGGUGUCCAAAAAGGACAUUUUAUUCUUUUGGAGUCUGGUUCACCGUACCCCGGUGAAUAUGGCGGUCCUUAUGGCUCGUUUCUUCCGGAGCCAGGGGAAGACUGUCCGCCGCACUAUCCAGGCAGGACCUUUUGUCACCACUCUCGUUCGAUCAUUCUAUCCUACCCUAGACAUUCCAGGGCUACUACAUCUACAGGAUAGCAUCCGCGUUCUUCAUUCUUCUUCCUUUGGCAACAUGAAGAUCAAGAAGAAACGGAGUAUUCAGGAGCUCCCAGGCACCGAGCAGAGUGGUUCCUCUCGACCCCCACCGCACAGGAGAUAUAGUGAGCCCUCCUCAGACAUGCCCAGUGCAUCAGAUUGGAGGGCGAUGAUAGACGGGAUGAGGAGUCUACAGACCUCAGUCUCCGAGAUGCGGGUUGCACAGGACAGAGGAUUUCAGGAGAUGCGAGAGGCGCAUACAGCGGUCCUGGGGGAAUUCAGAGAUUUCCGACGGGUGCAGGAGGACGCCUACAGGGAUAUUCAGGAGCAGUUAGAGACCCAGAGGCUAGAUAUUGAUGAGAUGCGAGACUGGCUUAGGCCCAACUAUGGCCCCCAGGAUGGCACAUGCGAUGUUUAGAUUUGCUUCUUCCUUAACAUUUUUAUUAUGUUUGUUUGUUUUUCAGGUUGGACAUUGCGCUGCUCUUUUGACUUGAAUGCUCUUACAAACUGACUAUGGAUGAUAUAGGCUUUUCCAUUGAAUGCUGCUGUCCAGAGGCUUCACUGUAUGUCUCAGAUAAAUUUCUUAAAGAAAAGAAUAUGUUGGAGCCUGGGAGGAAAUGGCCAUCAGCAUACCUGUUCUUACACAUGUGGCUUGAGAGAUGUUGACAAACAAAUUGUUCUCUUGAUGAGAAAAAUUUCUAUCUUAAGAGAUAAUAAAAUGGAAAAAGAAUUUGACUAUAGGAUGCCUGGUUCGCUUUCCCUUUGGCAUGACGCCAUGACUUCAGAGAUCUUGAUUUUGGAGAACUUGGAAAAGGUUUUAGCAAGGGAAGAAAAAGUGAAUUAAAGGGCCAUUUUUCAUAAAGCAGUUUAUAGUGGACCUCUGUUAAGAUAUCUUUUAAAAUAUGGUAAGAUUAUUCCAUUGGGCUUUUCCUGUAAAGCUUCAUCAUUUUUCCCCGAUUUGCA